CUCUCUCUCUCACUCUCACUCGCGCCGCCACCGCGCCAGGUUGUCCGCGACGCGCGCGCGCCCCCUCAGCCGCCCGGCCGGUUCCCGCGCAGGACCUCCAAGCACGACAUCCAGGGCCUCCAGGACAUCGGCCGGACAGACUCCAGGGGGCUGACAAGCGCGACGCUCCGGAUCCCUCCGGGACGACAAGAAGGCCACCAGGAGCCCUCCCGUGAUCGCCAGGACGGCAGGUGAAGGGAUUGACUAAAUUUACGAUGCUUCUGACAGUCCUUGCUGUCGUUCUCCUCAUCACCAUAUCCGUUUGCUACGCCGUGUCCGUGGCGCUCGGCCAUGUCCCCAUCGUGUUCCCCUACAUCAGCGAGACGGGCAACUGGGAGCCCGAAAGCUGCGUCUUCAGCUUUGGGAUGAACAUCGCCUCCUUCCUCUAUAUGGUGGCCGUGUACCUCCGCUACCACGAGCUGCUCGUGUACCGCGAGUCGACGCCCAACACCAGCAUCACGCCGAGGCUCAACCGGAUCGCAUGGGCCCUGGGCACGGCCAGCGCCAUCGGCCUCUGCGUCGUGGCCAACUUCCAAGUGCAGAAGGUCCGCAUAGUGCACUACCUGGGAGCCUUCACCUGCUUCGUCGGCGGCUCAGUCUAUUUUGGAAUCCAGGCCUGGUUCUCCAAGUGCAUGUGCCCGUGGGUGAGCAGCCUCAACAUGGUAAGGUUGCGCACCACGCUCACCGUGCUGUCCGCCAUCGCGCUCACCGUUUGCCUCGCCUGCGCCCUCGCCGCCAUCUCGCAGUUUGACGGCAAGGACCAGGUCAAGUGGUCACCGGAGAACAAGGGGUACACGUUGCACAUCGUGUCCACCGUGGCGGAGUGGCUCGUCGCCCUCAUCUUCGUCGGCAGCAUCAUCACCUACAUCCCCGAGAUGACGCGCAUCUCGGUGCACCCGCCCAAGUUCCGGUUUGAACCCGUGAAAGUCUCGCCAUCCAGAUACGGAUCAAUAGGGAGCACACCUCAUGCAUGACGCUCAUGGCAUAUAUGAUUUUCCUUCUGGAAUGCUAGAUUUUGCUGUUGGAAUCCGUUAAGUCUGUCUCAUCGAAACCCACCGAAAAGUUCUGAUUAUUAUGAAGACGUACCCAUUACCCAUGUGCUCAAUUAGAAGAAAUGUUUACUGCCUUUUGAAGUCUCACCAUGCCUUCAUGAGGUUUACAAGCUGAGUCUGUGAUAACUGACAUUGUAAAAAAAAACUAAUAUAGUAAGUUGUAAGUUUUAAAUCUUGAACUGACUGCGUGACUCCUGGAGGGGAGUGUGGCGUAGGUAAGCCGCAUAAGGCAUUAUGUGUUUGUGUGAUGCAGUCUGUCACCAAUUUGUUUACCCGAUGUGAAAUACAUGUGAUUAAACGCGACAAUUGCAUAUAUUUUUCGCCAAAAAGAAAUAAACGAAAUAGCUAAGUAAAAAAACGUAAA
This is a messenger RNA of Frankliniella occidentalis (western flower thrips), 1455 nucleotides long. Its product is annotated as DNA damage-regulated autophagy modulator protein 2. NCBI's taxonomy places the organism in Eukaryota, Metazoa, Arthropoda, Insecta, Thysanoptera, Thripidae. The transcript is spliced from 8 exons. Bases 255 to 1013 code for a protein of 252 amino acids. The record is from RefSeq and is a predicted model, not a curated record.